Molecule: messenger RNA, 4768 nt
Organism: Clupea harengus (Atlantic herring)
Lineage: Eukaryota; Metazoa; Chordata; Actinopteri; Clupeiformes; Clupeidae
Gene: pparda
Product: peroxisome proliferator-activated receptor delta a
Biological process (GO): positive regulation of transcription by RNA polymerase II; negative regulation of transcription by RNA polymerase II; fatty acid metabolic process
Cellular component (GO): nucleus
Molecular function (GO): zinc ion binding; DNA-binding transcription repressor activity, RNA polymerase II-specific; nuclear receptor activity
Source: RefSeq, a predicted model, not a curated record
UUACGGUACGUUGUGCGUGCGUGUCGGAUGACAAACAGGGACAGAUUUCUGACAGUACGGAGUAGUGGCAUAGUUUACGAUGGCUAUUUUAGGACGAGGGAGAAGUAAUGAAGAAGUAAUGGAAUAAACUGUUUUAAAACGUAACGCGUAGGUGUUUGUAACAGGGACCAGCGACUUGCCAGGAUAUGCUUGAGAUUUGGUGGAAUUACUUUGAAGAGAAGAGGCACACGAAGUCACAUUAUUGCAAAAGAGGGAAUCACAGGACCGAGAAACGGGAAAGUAGCUGUGUUUAUGAACCAAAAGAAGUAGUUGAAAUGUCAUUAUUUUAAGCGAACCUGACUCCACGCGACUUGAACACAGCUAGACCAGAUCACGUUGGACUAUCGGGAGUCUGUCUUUAGAUAAGUGGGUGCUGCAACUGGCAAAUUUCAAUAUCUCAAGAAUGACCAAAGGAGGACGGCGAUGGCGUUGGCAUGAGGGGGGGAGUGCGCGACCACGUAGCGACGGCAGAGCCAUGGAAGAGUCCAGGACGUCAAUGUUGACGGCCAACCAGAACGAAGACCCCAAGGCGUGGGGCAAGAGCGACAAGAAGAGGCCCAAAGGAAAGCUCUCUCCCUCUAGUCGACAUUCAUCCCCUGGGCCCCCGGAGGAGGAGACGGGGCUGGAUGACAAGAUGGAGCUGGGGAGCGCCGGGGAGGAGAGCAGCUGGCUGGAGGCCUCCCCGGAGGAGCAGUCCUGGGACAGGGGGUCGCAGAAUGGGCACGCGGGCGAGGAGGAACCACUGGAGAAAGGCAGCUCCAGCAACAGUGCCAGCUGCAGCACGGGUAGCCCUGCCCCCUCCAGCAGUGGCACAGACCUGUCUCAGACGUCUCCUCCGUCGCUGUCAGACCAGCUGCUUCUGGGUCGGGACGACAGAUCCGGGAUCAACGUGGAGUGCCGCAUCUGUGGUGACAGGGCCUCCGGCUUCCACUACGGUGUUCAUGCCUGCGAGGGCUGCAAGGGCUUUUUCCGGCGGACCAUCAGGAUGAAGCUGGAGUAUGAACGCUGUGACCGAAGCUGUAAAAUCCAGAAGAAGAGCCGCAACAAGUGCCAGUACUGCCGCUUCCAGAAGUGCCUGAUGCUGGGCAUGUCCCACGAUGCGAUCCGGUAUGGCCGUAUGCCAGAGGCGGAGAAGAGGAAGCUGGUGGCAGGGCUGCUGGCUGGAGAAGCGUGCAGUCAGAACUCCGGAGCCUCAGACCUCAAGUCACUGGCCAAGCGUGUCAACAACGCUUACCAGAAGAACCUCAACAUGACCAAGAAGAAGGCCCGCAGUAUCCUGACCGGCAAGACCAGCUCCACCACAGUAAGAGCCGGCACCAGCAGCAGUAGCGGAAACAAAAAUCCGUUUGUGAUCCAUGACAUGGACACGCUGUGGCAGGCGGAGAAUGGGCUGGUGUGGAACCAGCUGGUGAACGGGGCGCCCCCACACAAGGAGAUCGGGGUUCACGUGUUCUACCGCUGCCAGUGUACCACCGUAGAGACAGUGCGUGAGCUCACCGAGUUCGCUAAGAGCAUCCCAGGGUUCCAGGACCUCUUCCUCAAUGACCAGGUGACGCUACUCAAGUACGGGGUGCAUGAGGCCAUCUUCGCCAUGCUACCGUCACUCAUGAACAAGGACGGCCUGCUGGUGGCCAACGGGCUGGGCUUUGUGACGCGGGAGUUCCUGCGUAGCUUACGAAAGCCCUUCAGUGAGAUCAUGGAGCCCAAGUUUGAGUUUGCCGUCAAGUUCAAUGCACUCGAGCUGGACGACAGCGACCUGGCGCUGUACGUGGCAGCCAUCAUCCUCUGCGGAGACCGACCUGGGCUGAUGAAUAUCAAGCAGGUGGAGGACAUCCAGGACAACAUCCUGCAGGCCCUGAACCUCCACCUAAACACCAACCACCCGGACUCCAGCUUCAUCUUCCCCAAGCUGCUGCAGAAGAUGGCCGACCUGCGGCAGCUGGUCACCGAGAACGCCCUGCUGGUCCAGAAGAUCAAGAAGACCGAGUCUGAGACCUCGCUGCAUCCACUACUGCAAGAGAUCUACAGGGACAUGUACUGAAGAAGGACACAAGGGCUCAGAGACCCACACAGACACAAACACCCGUCUAGAUGGAUGUGCAGACACACACACGCGCACACACACACACACAAACACAUACACACACACGCACACACACACACACACACAUGCAUGUACUUGUGAACUGGAUAAGUGCAAGUUCUUGAGGUUACUGAGCAUUAGAGAAAAGGUCAAGGAGUGUGUUGAAAAAGAAGAAGAAGCAGAAGGCACCAACUUCCUACCCCACAAACCAAUGCAAUUCUUUUUUUGUCAUAAGAGAUGAUGUCUAUUCUCAUAACAGAUGAUUGUGGUUCACUAUUUUUAUACUGCGGAUUUUUGUAGCCUCCUCUUUUGGGGUAUUUCUAUUGAUCAAUUUUUAUUGGUCCUGGUCUGUUGGUCAAGUUUUACUACUGUAUAGAAUUUGAAAUAAGACUAUGCAUAUUUUGUUUAACCAAAUGUUUUAAAAGUUAUUGAAAUCAAGGACUUACUAAAACUAUUAGUUAAUAUUGAGAACUUUCCCAAUAGCUUCAAGAUUUCUCUGGUGUAGCCUAAUACAUAAGAGUGUGUGCAAUCACUUUCAGUCUCCCUCUCGCCCUCCCUCUGGCUCAUCCUUGACAGAUCCUUGAAGCACACACACACACACACAGAAAAACUUACCCUGCAGUUCAAUGUUUUUAGAGCACCGAGGAGGUGAAAUGUGAGAGUAAAACAGGACUUCACUGAGGUCAGGGCUGACCUGAGAUCCUCAUGGACAGUAUUGCUUCAUACAACCUCCAAACCUCAGUUUUUUUCUUUGUCUUGUUGUAUUUGUCAUGUGAUGGGUCUAUUCCGUAGUUCUGAGGAUUGUUAAUGACAAUACUGUGAAGGAAAAAAAACUUGAUCACAGGGUCUUGCUAAAUGUAUCAUUACCCGGCAGAAUUGUAACAUAAUCUAUUUCUGCAUCCUCCAUGGUAGCUUGUAGUAGCUGUUGGUUUGAGAGUAAAGCUGCUGUAACUGGGAACUGGUUGUUGGGCAUGCAAGAUAAACUGAUCUUAGAUUUGAUUCUUAUCUCAAAAUUAGAUCCCUUUUGGAUCUCCCUGGAUCUUUAAUCCUUUCAACACAGUCUGGCAGGAUUAAUAGAUCAGGAAAUGGCUUACCUGAUGGGCACCCCGUCAGAAGAUUAUAUUGUGUGUGUGCACAGCACAUUAAUAGAAAAGGGUGGACUCUGUUUGAUAAAUCUGGCUGAUGUUAGCAUUUACAGCACCUUUAACUCUCUACCGUUCUUAGUUUCAAAAGCCCAACUCUAUACCUAUGUGUCGCCAUUCAUGGACCUUUCUGUCAAGCCCUGUGAACAUGGUGCCUUGAUGAUGACCCCUGAUGGAAGUUCACCCCUUUCCUCUCAUAGGUCAUAGGUCUUCUUAGUUCUCAUUCACUAACUAUAUGUGUUUGCAAAAUCCUUUUGGAGUUGUGGAAUCUGUGGAAUAUACUAAACGUUAACUAUAUCCAGGUUGUUCUACUGAUACCCAGUGUCUUUUCCAAGGGGUUUUGGACUCCAGAAUAUGGUAAUUAACUAGUUUUGACUGAAACAUAGCAGUUGCGUAAGCAAAAGAGGUCCACAUUUACCAGCAACAAUUGACAUCUCUUCACAUUACUUGGGUUUGGUCCAUUAAUUUCACUAACUUCCAAGCGAAACUUUGUCCCCUUCCAUGAAUUUAUAAGAGUGAAUGGGAUACGCCGCGACUGAAAGGUCCCACUUUGUGGGGCACGGGUAACCCAGGUAACCCAGCGGCCGUGUUAGCCAUGCUGAGAUUCCGGGUGGGACUUCAGUGGGACUGAAAGACGUGGCGUCUUCAUGUCCCGUCAGUCCUAAUCGCACAUGCUGUACUCUUAGUCUUCUUCAAGCCAGCUCUCUAGCGGUGUGUCCUCGUCAUCAGUAGCCUUCCAUGCAUUCUUGUCUAAACUGGUGUUUGUCAGUUCAUCAUUUGAUCAUGUUAUAGUAAUUAUCUUUAUGUGCCAUGUCUUCUUUCUUUCUUUCUUUUGGUUCCUGAAUGCAUCAUCACACCAAGAUGAAAUCAAAGCAGUUCACAUCUCAUCGAUUGUUGUUAUGGUGACUCCAGGAGGUCAGAUCUUGAGUGAGGUGCUUUUUCCUGAUUGGCUCAUUGAGAUUCUGAUGUUCUGUCACAGUUGCAGUAUAAGCAGUCUGCCACAAAGGACCCAAGUUGACAUAAAAAAAGUAUAUUGUUAGCAUGUUUCCCGUAAGUCCUGAACCUCAGUCUGGUGAGCCUGUUGCAGUUUUUUUUUCCAGUCCUAUGCAUAUUUCUUUCAAUCCUAUGCACACUGUGUCCAAGCUCUGGAUACAUUACAUUGACAUAUAGACUAUACUAUGUACAUUCAGUUCAUAUAUUGUCUCAUUGUGGGCCUCCGGAUAUCUUGGUAUGGUGCUGCUAUUUUUUCCGUUUGUGUUAUGUUAGCUGACAUAGUAACUCUUCCUGGCCUCCCGCUGUGCAGAAAAAUACAUAUUUCCUCUAUGAGCACUGUCUUUGUACAGAGGCGAAGCUGUGAACACACAGUGGUGGACACUGUGCUGGUCUCUUAUGUUGUUUGUUAUUUUUUCUGUUACUGAAUAGAACAAAGUUACAACUGAAGAUUACCGCAGUAUCAUUUGUAUCCAUUUUAUGGAAAAUGAGUAAAACUUUUUACAAUCUGUCA